AUGCCGGUCAAGUCUCUCUUGGAGCUCGCCACCGCGGCGUGCAUAAAGAAUAUCCGCGAACUCGAAAGCGUCGGCGACUAUCUCCCCUAUAAAGCUGUUCGCAUUCUCCUUCUCAAGGUCGACAGCGCCAGACAGCUACGCCUGAUCGAGCAGAACUCCCCACAGAUCCAGGGUGAGACGGGCGAGGUCUGGCUCAAGCUCAUCAAGCACGAAUUCCCUAUGGAAUUGAAGCAAAAGGCAUACAAGCCCCCAAACCCAACAAAAUGGUAUCGCGUCUAUGAGAAAUACAAGUCGGACCAUCAAAAAGCCCUCCUGGAGAGUGAGGCUCAGCUCAUGAAUGCCAUGAUGGGGCUCAAAGAGGAUAGGGAGAAGAAUACCAGCAAGAUCAUCGAUGACAGGAGGUUGCUCCCGCGUGGAGGGAGGGUUGGGCCAAAGAAACACUGGAGUAUGGGUGGUGGCUCGCGAGACCCCAAUGGUAGCACACUCGCUUUCACCAAGGGAAGUCGUACCAAGACUCACAAUGGCGCGAGCGUCAUGCGCAAGGUACGACGAGAGACGAAGGAGAUUGCGAGCAUCCAUGGGUCAUUAUCGAGGCCAUCACAGGCCACCAACUCUCUUACGAAACUUCGCAAGGCACCUGCAGCUAUGGUGGAUGACUACCAAAGAGCCUCUCGGCCAUCACUCAUACCUCCUCAACCAAAAUCAGCACCUUCUGCCGCGGUGCUAGCUCACGAGGAGCGAGCGCAGUACAUCACAGACUCUGAAUCAGACGACGACGACGGUGGUGAUCUAUUCGACGACGAAGAGCCCUCACCCCCUCGAAAGAUGAAUUCCCGGCCGGCUGCAUCCACCAUCAGGAGGCCUGUCUCUGCAGCUCCAGGCAAGGCCAAACGCUCUGGUCUUCUUUCAAACAGCUACAAAGGUCCCAAAUCUCAAGCUACAACAGCGUCAUCACAGCCAAGACCUUCCCGGCCAGUCGAAAAGAGGAAGCCAUCUCCUGUCCCUGAGCGAACUGUGCUAUCGUCUUCACCCGAAGCUGAAGAGGUUGGCCUAUCCCCUUCUCCGCCACCAGCUUCAGGUGCACGGCCUCCUCUGGGAGGUGUCGGGCCACGCAAGCGCAAGGCCGCAGGCAUUUUCAUGAAGCCCAAGCGAAGGGCGUAA
Fusarium sp. VM40 is the source of this 1161-nucleotide messenger RNA. Lineage: Eukaryota; Fungi; Ascomycota; Sordariomycetes; Hypocreales; Nectriaceae. The record is from the annotation of a GenBank genome assembly.